This is a messenger RNA of Scatophagus argus, 5532 nucleotides long. It is a transcript of the gene kcnd3, whose product is annotated as potassium voltage-gated channel, Shal-related subfamily, member 3. The record is from RefSeq and is a predicted model, not a curated record. The transcript is spliced from 8 exons. Gene Ontology annotation, cellular component: voltage-gated potassium channel complex; membrane; neuronal cell body. Lineage: Eukaryota; Metazoa; Chordata; Actinopteri; Scatophagidae. Gene Ontology annotation, biological process: potassium ion export across plasma membrane; protein homooligomerization. The coding region runs from base 427 to 2361 and encodes 644 amino acids. Gene Ontology annotation, molecular function: A-type (transient outward) potassium channel activity; protein binding.
CCUCCUUCUCCUCCUCCUUCUCCUCCUCCUCCUCCUCCGUCUCUUCCCACCACUCAUCCCGAAAAGCCAACCCAAGACGGUCUCCACGGCGGAGUCCUCUAAUCAUUUCUCCCUUCGCAUAAUGGAAACUGAAUUCAAACAGCUGUGGUGCGUCUGUCUCCGGUACUUUUCCGUUUUCACCGCGCCAGUAGCGUCUUUCUAACGUGUUUCUCCUCUUCGCUAAAUAACUUCUUCUUUUCUGGUGUUUCUUUUCCCCCCUCCUGAUACGAUUUCAAAAAUAUCCAAACCUAACUGACUCGUAACUAAACUGCUUUGGAAGAAGGUCGUUUUUGUUUUGGAUGGAGAAUCGAUGGUGAAUGAGCUGAAGCCAAGCUGGUUGUGAAGGUGCUGGACUUGUUCCCCCCUACACCCCAAGCCGGACUCAGCAUGGCGGCGGGAGUAGCGGCAUGGCUUCCCUUUGCCCGGGCAGCAGCGAUCGGCUGGAUGCCUGUGGCCAAUUUGCCUAUGCCAGUGGCGCCCACUGAGAAGAACAAGCGGCAGGAUGAGCUAAUCAUUCUCAAUGUCAGUGGACGGCGCUUUCAAACCUGGAGGAACACUCUAGACCGCUAUCCAGACACCCUGCUAGGGAGCUCAGAGAAGGAGUUCUUCUACAAUGAGGAGACCAAAGAGUACUUCUUUGACCGGGACCCUGACGUGUUCCGCAGCGUUCUCAACUUCUACCGCACAGGCAAGCUCCACUACCCACGCUAUGAGUGUAUCUCAUCCUAUGAUGAGGAACUGGCUUUCUUUGGCAUCGUCCCAGAGAUCAUCGGUGACUGCUGCUACGAAGAGUACAAGGACAGGAAGAGGGAGAAUGCUGAGCGUCUGAUGGAUGACCAGGAGGACAACAAGGAUGCUAAGCUGCCCAACAUGACCUUCAGGGAGACUAUGUGGCGGGCUUUUGAGAACCCCCACACUUCCACCAUGGCUCUUGUCUUCUACUAUGUCACUGGCUUCUUCAUUGCCGUCUCUGUCAUCACCAACGUGGUGGAGACGGUGCCUUGCGGCUCGGCGCCCAACCAGAAAGAGGUGCCAUGUGGCGAGCGCUACACCGUGGCCUUCUUCUGCAUGGACACGGCUUGCGUCAUGAUCUUCACCGUGGAGUACCUGAUGCGCUUGUUCGCUGCGCCCAGCCGCUACCGCUUCAUGAGGUCCGUCAUGAGCAUCAUCGAUGUGGUGGCCAUCUUGCCCUAUUACAUUGGCCUGGUGAUGACUGACAACGAGGACGUGAGUGGCGCAUUUGUGACGCUCCGUGUUUUCCGCGUGUUCCGCAUCUUUAAGUUCUCCCGUCACUCGCAGGGCCUACGCAUCCUGGGCUACACGCUGAAGAGCUGUGCCUCAGAGCUGGGCUUCCUGCUCUUCUCCCUCACUAUGGCCAUAAUUAUCUUUGCUACCGUCAUGUUCUACGCAGAGAAGGGUUCAAGCUCCAGCAAAUUCACCAGCAUCCCAGCCUCCUUCUGGUACACCAUCGUUACUAUGACAACACUUGGGUAUGGAGACAUGGUUCCUAAGACCAUCGCAGGGAAGAUCUUUGGCUCAAUCUGCUCUCUGAGUGGGGUGCUGGUAAUUGCCCUCCCUGUCCCUGUCAUCGUGUCCAACUUUAGCCGCAUCUAUCACCAGAAUCAGAGAGCAGACAAGCGGCGGGCGCAGAAGGUACAGAAAGCCCGUUUGGCCAGGAUACGAAUAUCCAAGACAGGAAGCUCCAAUGCCUUCCUGCACAGCAAGCGCAAUGGCCUGUUCAACGAAGCUCUGGAGUUCACACAACUUCCAUACAAGAUGAACCUUUCAGAUCAGAGUUCCACUGAGGAGGAGCAGCGGUUAAGCAAGUCUACCUCUCUAUUAGAGAGCCAGCACCACCACCUGUUGCACUGUCUGGAGAAAACCACUAACCACGAGUUUGUGGAUGAGCAGUAUUACCAGCAGAGCUACCUGGAGGCAGGGCUGCAGAAUUACCCGUCCCGAAGCCCCUCCCUCUCUAGCCAAGAUGGCAUGACGGGCACAUGCUGCACCCGCCGAAGCAAGAAGCACCACACCCCUUUACCGAAUGCCAGUGCCCCAGCACACAUGCAGCCUUUGACACAUACGCACGCACACCAACAAGGCUUGCAGGAGCUCAGCACCAUCCACAUCCAACCCCUCAGCACCAGCCGCUCCAGUCUGAACAUGCGUGUAGACGAGCCAGCACCCCUGAACUGCCAGAGCAGCCAGAUCACCACAGCAAUCAUCAGCAUUCCCACACCGCCAGUGACGACUCCUGAGGGCGAUGCUCAUCUGCCCGCGGGCCCCACCCACCAGAACGUUGUGAAGGUGUCCGCACUGUGAAGACUAGAGUGCAGGAGCACCACACAGAAAGACAGACAAAGACUCAUCGAGACAGACUGAGGGACAGAAGAGAACUGGGAAUGGUGGAGGAGAAGGCAUUUAGAGUCCUAGUCUGGCCAUGGUGGAGCCUGCCCUCUGCUGGUCAUGUACUGUAAUGACAUGGACUCCUUUCACAGACGGAGGAUGGCUUUUAGCUACAGCAUAUUCAUGUUAGUGGUCGGCGUGCAUGUGUGCGCGUAUGCAAUGCGAUAUGCGUGGGUGAAAGGGUGGGGGAAUGUGUGGAGGCAGUCGUUUUAGGCGAGGAGGCGUGUGAGAGUGUGCCUCCCAAGUGUCAGAGAUGAGUUCCCAGAGUAAGUCAUGUGUCACUGUGCACAAAGCACCUUUUUAUGAUUUUCGCUUCAGUUUGGCUCUUAUGUACUCUUUUAUUUUCUGCAGGAGAUAUAAGGGAAAAGGAAGGAAACUCAAAAGGGAAAGAAAAAAAGAAUAAUACAUAAUCAAAACUUUCAAUCAAAACCACCAAUUUAACCCCGCCCAUUCGUUUUGUGUCAUUUUGUCCCACUCACCUGUUGAUAGAUAAAUAUGCCACCAUUCAUUUUCAGGUCCAAUAUUAUUCCAGUUGAGUGAAAACUCUUUCAAAGAUGAAACGUGGUUGGUGUGUCUGUGAUGGCGUUACCAAUGAGUUUCAUAUUUGUGAAUGAAUGUACGUGAAUUUUUGCUAGAUAGAGGAAUUGUGACGUUUUGGAUAGGAGGUGUGUGUGUGUGUGUGUGUGUGUGAGAGAGAGUGUUUGAAUGUGUUUAUCUCAGUUGAUUGAAAACUUGUGUUUCAAUUCUUCUGAAAGUCUCUAUGGCUUAGUAUAUGGUAUAUUUGACUAGCUGCCACUCUGAAGGGUUCAUUGUAUGCAUUUCUGUCCUAAAUUCUCAGCUACAGGCCUUUUACACAAUAUGUGCCUGUUUUGCUGGAAUAAAAAAAGAGAUUUAUUUGUUUUUAUACUUUUCUGAAUCCUCCUUCCCCUGUUUUUUUUUCCCAUCUUUUGGCUGUUGCAGACCUCUAGCUAACAUAUUUCUCUAACAAAGAACACAAAAAAGUACAUUUUGAAUUCAAACCACAACAAUUAAAAGCACAAGGCAUUUCGCUGAGAAUUUCUGACAGGAAUCCGUCCUGAGCCCGGGUUCUUUGUGAAUAUUGUUAAUAGAAUAUUUUGUAAUAUUUCACCAUCGUUUGGCAGAACCAGUGAAGCUGUCUUCUCGUUCUCUCUUUCUCUCUCCCUCAGUCUGUCUUUCUCUCUUGCUCUCUCUGCAUUUUUCUCUCUCUCUCUCUCUCUCUCUCGUUGUUGUCCUGUUGUAUCCCUACCUCCUGUAUGAACAACAGUAUGCUUUCAGUAGCCUUUAUAGCUGUCAACGUUUUUUCUUCCCCAAACUCAGCGGGCAUUUUUUUCAAAGUUGUUCAGUAUGUGUACUCUAUGUGGUUAGGAAACUUGGUGUUUGUACUUUUUGUCCUCCUUGGUGUUUCAAAGGAUUUUAUUUUACUUUAUCUUCGGGAGAACUUAAAGCAGGGGAAGUCUGUUGUAACGGUGACCUCGGAGAUCCGGAGGACACUGGUUGAGCCAUCCACAGACCUCUGUCACCAAAAAAAAUAAAAAAAAAGACUAAAAAAAAAUAUAUAACUCUGUUCUCUGAACUCGCAGCCCCCAAAAUGUAACUUUAGUAUUACUUAUCAUCAAAUCCCAUCAAAGUUGACCUUUGUAACCAUGGACCCUGACCUUUUUAUCUCUAACCUCCUAGCUGAUGCCUCUGUUGGCCUUUUUCAUCUUGAAGGUCACUCUGCUUCCAACAGCUACACAGACAGUUAGGUCUGUCUUUAGGCCAAUGAGACCACUGCUUGGGUCUCACCAAAGCAGCUUUAGAAACAACAGACUAAGACCCAACCUCCGCUCCACAUAGAUGAAAUAAAAUGUUGAUCAAGAGCACACAGACAGGGCUAAAGAUGCACCGAUAUAUAUCAGCAUCCUGUCCAUAUCAACCAACAGCAUAUUUCAAAAGCAAUACUGGAUUUAGUCUAAUGUUAUGUAUGCCCAUGUAGCAGGUUUUUUUGUCUGUAGAAUUAGACUAUAUUUAAAAACAACUGUCGAACUAGCAGCAAAAUGUAUCAUGGUCUUUUUAGAAAAGUAUUUAAUUACCUUAAGAUGAAAAGCUUAACCAGUUUUACACAUGGAUUUGUACCAAGACUACAAAAACAAAAAACAAACAAAAAAAAAAACAAAAACAACAUAUCAUCAUCAUAUCAACCAAUAUGGCUGGAAAUGUAUGGCAUAAUUGGUACCGUAUCAGCUCAUCAUCACGUUAGACCCUAAGAUCCCUCAGACUCUUCUGUUGAGAUUCACCUCUCUCCGAUCCUAAGGACAGUAGCAACCCAAAGACAGACAGAAAACAUCCUGCGACGUUCAAACACGAUGAGUUUCACGUCCGACGUUCCUAGCAGUGACAUAGAACUAUUGCUGGUGAUUUAGUGUCGUACCCAGAGACAACUGCUGCCUAGAUCCAGUAUCAGUGUUUAGUCGAACUGUGCGCAAAUUUACCUUGAGUGAAAAGAAUAUAUUAACACAAGCACAGGCAAGCCAAGCUUUUUCAGUGUAAUUUCAAAAGUGGGGUCGAAGACAUUGACUUCAUAUUCACAGCACUGAGUCUAACAUUUACGAUCCAUUGAAAGGUCUAACAAGGGUAUGACAAAGGUAACAGCAGCAGCAAGGUUCCCUGUACUAUUUGUUGCUAGGAUAGUGAUUAUACGUGAUUUAUUUACCGCUUCCCUGUUUCAAGACAGGCUGUUUUGUGUCAGCUGCACUUUCAAAAUGACACGGUUUGAAUUGUUAUGUAAGGAUAUUUCCACUCAAAGUGUCAAAGGACUGCAUUUUUAUUUACAAACAACAAAAACAAAAGGUCUGUGAUUGUGUUUGUCUCUCUCUUUCUCUGUUCUCCUUUGAUUGUCUUUUUUCUGGGCUUGGUCGGUUUUCCUCUUACUCUUUGCUUUGCCCUCCUAUGCCACCUGUCAUUGUUGAGACUACUGCUGUGCGUAUCUUGUCAGGUGUUGGAUAUUAUUUAUGACCUUGUCUUGUGUCCCCACUGUGAAACGCCUGAUAAAACAUCUAUAUCUGCCACAAAUACAAAGUCUGUGAG